UGUCAUAGAUUAAAAAUACUUAAAAUUCUAUGCAUCUAUUGCUAUAGAAAACCUUAGUAUUCUCUUCUUAAAAUUCUCCAAGAAAGUCUUGACUGUUACCGGUGGGGUUGGCGCCAGCAUGUUGUCACAACAAAUAAUCUCUUUACUUAAUUUCCACAAAAAAUCAUGCCCUGAUUGCCUGUUAGACUUCAACAGAAGGAAGAAACGGCGGUAGGCAUAGCGGGAGACCGCGUACCAUGUUAAUGCCCGCUAUGGUGAAGUGAUGGCUUACCCAUUACGGUAAGUCUUUGUCGUUAUAUCUCACGGCUUGAGCACUUACCGAGAUGACGUUUGGCUUAUUGAUAUCCGAGUGGUAUAAAUUCGCUGAAUGAAGUGUUUUAUCACCGAAGUGAUAGUUAUCGCUUACAUGAUGGUCAUCUAGCCAAUCGACAGAACACCUUCAUUUUAUCAAGAAUUGCCCUGAAAAUAGAAAAGCAUAAAAAACGAAAUUAGAGAAAAAACGAAGAAGAAUUUCUACACACAAACGCUGUAUCUACUGAAGAUAACCCUCGUAUUCAUUGGUUGAACUGCUGCUAUUAGCAGGAAACUCGAACAUGUCAAGAAACUGGUCGGAACCUUGGAGACAGCGAUAUGAUGAGGAGCUUCUUUGUAGAAGCACAACUAGAGAUGGCAUCGAAGCGACACUCUUUCUAGUGAUCAACUGUUUGUCACUAUUUGGUAACAUCCUGAUAUGCUUUGUUAUCAUCCAUACGAACGGUCUUCGCCGAAACACCACAAAUGUAUUGAUAGUUGGCUUAGCAGUCUCAGAUAUCCUCCAGGCCCUCCUCGGCAUGCCGCUGACUUGCGGUGUCCUUCUAACGGGAAAGUGGAUCUUCGGGGAGUUCCUCUGCAAAGUCCAGGGGUUCUGGCUUUUGUUCCUAGGAUUCGUGUCACUGCACAGCAUGGCGUUGACCGCGCUCAAUCGAUACUUUUGCGUGGUGAGACCGGAGGUGUAUCGACGUGUAUUUACGAGGAAGUCCACGCUGCUUAUGCUGUGCGCUGUGUGGGUGUUUGCGCUAGCGAGUGUUACUCUACCGCAGAUUUCUGAACAGGUUACUUUCCGCUUUCAGGCCAAUCGCGCAGCUUGUUUUAUAACAUUGACAGAGUUUGCUGAAAAUAUUGUGUACACUUCGUAUUCAGUUAUUUGUUAUAUAGCGCUACCGUUGUGCGUCAUAGUGGUGUGUUAUGCAAAAGUUUAUGCGGUUAUACGACACCACAAGAAACGUCUACGUUCUGCUACGGAGGAUUUUACGAACACUCUCCAGGUACCACAGGCUUCCCAACAGCGUAACGCAUCAAACAACACGGCUCGCCAUGUUUCAGUAGAAGAAAUCCAGUCAACAAACACGCUUUUCGCGAUCGUCCUCGGCUUCGGCUCAUGCUGGAUCCCUUCUAUAUUAGUCGAAUUGGUUGACUCUGCUCUCCCCGGGGGAAUGGUCCCACGGGAGUUGUAUGUCACCUAUAUCUUCUUGGCGUUUCUGUCAUGCGCAAUCAACCCAGUUCUGUACAGUGUAAUGAGUCGCCGCUUCCGUCGGGCUACCUUUCAAGCACUGCGCGCAUGCUGUUCUCUGAAAACAGCUACGAACGUGGCACCGAUAACAGCUGAGUCCAUUCCCAGGCAAUCACCAAGACCCUCACGGGGGUCGACAGGGUGAAGAGGCCCUACCCCGAGCCUUAGACUCUACCAGCCGCCAUCUUGUACCCCGAGCCUCAGACUCUACCAGCCGCCAUCUUGUACCCCGAGCCUUAGACUCUACCAGCCGCCAUCUUGUACCCCAAGCAUUAGACUCUACCAGCCGCCAUCUUGUACCCCAAGCAUUAGACUCUACCAGCCGCCAUCUUGUACCCCAAGCAUUAGACUCUAUCAGCCGCCAUCUUGUACCCCAAGCAUUAGACUCUAUCAGCCGCUAUCUUGUACCCCAAGCAUUAGACUCUAUCAGCCGCCAUCUUGUACCCCGAACCUUAGACUCUACCAGCCGCCAUCUUGUACCCCGAGCCUUAGACUCUACCAGCCGCCAUCUUGUACCCCGAGCAUUAGACUCU
Nematostella vectensis (starlet sea anemone) is the source of this 2082-nucleotide messenger RNA. RefSeq names its product melatonin receptor type 1B-A. Gene Ontology annotation, molecular function: G protein-coupled receptor activity. Lineage: Eukaryota; Metazoa; Cnidaria; Anthozoa; Actiniaria; Edwardsiidae. Bases 594 to 1694 code for a protein of 366 amino acids. Gene Ontology annotation, biological process: G protein-coupled receptor signaling pathway. The transcript is spliced from 3 exons. The record is from RefSeq and is a predicted model, not a curated record. Gene Ontology annotation, cellular component: membrane.